Messenger RNA from Peromyscus maniculatus bairdii (prairie deer mouse), 1314 nucleotides. RefSeq names its product claudin 7 (gene Cldn7). The record is from RefSeq and is a predicted model, not a curated record. Gene Ontology annotation, molecular function: structural molecule activity. NCBI's taxonomy places the organism in Eukaryota, Metazoa, Chordata, Mammalia, Rodentia, Cricetidae. Gene Ontology annotation, cellular component: membrane; bicellular tight junction.
CCCUCUGGUCCCGCCCCGGCUCCCGCGCUCCCGUUGCCUGCGGGGGCGCGUCCCCGACGCCCUACAUAUACUCAGGUGCGCCGCACCUGCUCGCCCGCACCUGCCGCCUCCCGGCCCAGCUCUCCGCCGUGCACCGCAGCCCGGGGCCCGGGGCCGCACUCCUCCUGGGGGCCACGCCCGAACGGCCCCUCCGCUUCUCUGGGUAGGCUCUGAGCACGCCGGAGGGAACCGCCUGGCCUUCGGGGGCCUCUUUUGUCUGGAACCAGUCCUUCGGGCGAAGCCGGUUCCCUGUGCUGGGAGAGAGUCGCUUCACCGGAGGGGACGAUUUGUGUUUACCUCGGUUAACAAGAUUUGCAGUUAACCGGCUCAAAAAAAAACAAACUUUUUCCUAUCUCUAGGUGGCUUAAAUCUCCAUCCAGUUUUUUUGUUUUUUUGUGUUGCUUCCCAGAUUUUGUUUUACUGUCGGGUCGCCCUCCCGGCGCGUCCCAUCUUUUCUGAGACGGAAAUGGCCAAUGCGGGCCUGCAACUGCUGGGCUUUUCGAUGGCCCUGCUUGGCUGGGUGGGCCUGAUAGUGAGCACUGCCAUCCCGCAGUGGAGGAUGAGCUCGUACGUGGGCAGCAUCGUCACAGCCCAGGCCAUGUACAAGGGGCUCUGGAUGGAGUGCUCCACGCAGAGCACCGGCUUGUCAAGCUGCAAAUCCUACGACUCGGUGCUCGCUCUGCCGGCGGCCUUGCAGGCCACUCGAGCCCUAAUGGUGGUGUCCAUAGUGUUGGGCUUCAUAGCCUUGUUGGUCGCCACAAUGGGCAUGAAGUGUACAAACUGUGGGGGAGAUGACAAAGUGAAGAAGGCCCGUAUAGCCAUGACUGGAGGCAUCGUUUUCAUCGUGGCAGGUCUUGCUGCCUUGGUAGCAUGCUCCUGGAUUGCACACGACAUUAUCACAGAGUUUUAUAACCCCUAUACACCCACGAAUGCGAAGUACGAGUUUGGUCCUGCCAUCUUUAUCGGCUGGGCAGGGUCUGCUCUGGCCCUCCUGGGAGGUGCCCUGCUCUCUUGCUCCUGUCCUGGCAGUGAAAAUAAUGCUGUAUACCGGGCACCCCGCUCCUACCCUAAAUCAAAUUCUGCCAAGGAGUAUGUGUGAGCUGGGGUGCUCAGCCUGCGUGCAAGGUGUGGGAGGGACAAAGGCCUCCUGGUCACUCCAUCCCUGAACACCAUGUACGGUUGGGGGGGGGGUGCAUCUUGGGGAGGGGAGGGCUUGGGAGAAGACAAAACAUGGGGUGUGCUUUUGUACAGUAAUAAAAAUUAAGUUUUGGAAAU